Messenger RNA from Pyricularia grisea, 861 nucleotides. RefSeq lists its product as uncharacterized. Gene Ontology annotation, molecular function: monooxygenase activity; oxidoreductase activity, acting on paired donors, with incorporation or reduction of molecular oxygen; heme binding. The record is from RefSeq and is a predicted model, not a curated record. NCBI's taxonomy places the organism in Eukaryota, Fungi, Ascomycota, Sordariomycetes, Magnaporthales, Pyriculariaceae. Bases 1 to 861 code for a protein of 286 amino acids. The transcript has 4 exons.
AUGUCGCACAGGAGCAUUAUCGAUAAUAUGCUGGCUCUGGACUGCGGAACUGUCAUAGUGCUUGCUUUAGGGCUACUUAUCAGCUUCUUGGCUGCCAUUGCUAUCUACCGACUGUCCCUCCAUCCAUACGCAAAAUAUCCAGGACCUUUUCUGGCCAAACUGACCAGCUGGUACUCGGUAUAUCACGCCUUUGUUCGUGAUUUACACACAGAUAUAUGGGACUGCCACCAAAAAUAUGGUCCUGUUGUACGGUAUGCACCAAAUCGAAUCCUGGUAAACACGAAAGCUGGGCUAAGAUUCCUGAUAACGGCGUUGGUCGCAGCAAUUUACGGACAUGGCAGCAAUACGCGCAAGUCCAAGGCCUAUCUUCGCAUCUCUCUGGUCCCGGGUGUUCAUGCGACCCUUGGAACCAUCGAUGACUGGGAGCAUGGAAAGCUCCGGCGCAUUCUUAACCAAAGCUUAUCGGAAGGUCAAAUACGUGGAAUGGAUAACGAGCUGAGUGCGGCGGCGCGACUAUUUGCCGAACGACUCGGAGCGAGGUCUGACCCGUUCGGGGGUAGUAAUCCUACCCCUGCAAUGGGCGAGGACCAAGGCUGGACUGCUCCAAAAAACCUGGCCCAUUGGUGCGACUACUUCACCUUUGAUGUGAUGUCACAGCUGGUUUUUGGCACGUUGUACGGCCUUUUGACCUCAAGCGACAAUCACUGGAUCAUAGGAGGCGUCCUAAGCCAGGUUCGCCGCGUCGGGUUUUGCAUGCAGCUCCCAGAGAUCGAGGAUUUGGGCUUGCACAAGCUCCUUUACCCUACCACGAGGCCCAAAGCGCUACGCUUUUCGCAAACAAGCCGCGAAAUUAUGGAAUAA